CGAUUCGCACGUUGCUGCGCUUAUAUCGGAUUGCCCUAUCGGUUCGUGCGGAUUUCGCAAAAGCCGCCGUUGUUCGGUGAUAGUAAAGUUCUUUUAAAGACUGGUAAAAGUUCAAGUGAAAUCUUGGCGUGGAUUACGUUCAGGGCUGCUCGCAUUGAAACGACUGGUUCCGCGGCAACUGGAAAUACAAAUUGGAGUUGCUUAUUUAUAAACGCAUUCCGGUGAAUCAUUUAAGUCAUGCCGAAGAAUAAGGGAAAGGGAGGAAAGAACAGGAGAAGAGGAAAGAAUGAAAAUGAUGCAGACAAAAGAGAGCUGAUCUUUAAAGAGGAUGGCCAGGAGUACGCCCAGGUGGCCAAAAUGCUGGGCAACGGCCGGCUGGAGGCCAUGUGCUUCGACGGCGUGAAGCGACUGUGCCACAUUCGCGGCAAGCUGCGGAAGAAGGUGUGGAUCAACCAGGGCGACAUCGUGCUGGUGGGGCUGCGCGAGUUCCAGGACCAGAAGGCCGACGUCAUCCUCAAGUACAACGAUGACGAGGCGCGCAACCUGAAGACGUACGGCGAGAUCCCCGACUCGGUGCAGAUUACCGAGGCCGGCACCUUCGUCGGCGACGGCAUGGACGACGACAUCCAGUUCAACGACGUCGCCGGCGAUGAAUCAGGCUCGGACGACGACAUUGACUAUAUAUAGGCACACAUGCGGUCGGUUGUUAUGCCUGAGAUCAGCACUGGGAGCCCCGGCUGACUCAGCCUGCCGACGUGUCGCCGUCGACCGGGGCUGAUCUGGCUGGCGGUGAUCCAGAGCGACGGCUGGGACUGCGGACGUGCCGCCGUCGACCAGAGCUGACCUGGCUGGCAGUGAUCCAGAGCGACGGCCGGAGCUGCGGACGUGCCGCCGUCGACCAGAGCUGACCUGACUGGCAGUGGUCCAGAGCGACGGCCGGAGCUGCGGACGUGCCGCUGUCGACCGGAGCUGACCUGGCUGGCGCUGGUCCAGAACAACGGCCGGGCGCGCUCAUCACGCAUCACACGUCCUCUGGAGCGAGGACUGAGCGCCAUGUACUGCAGCGUCGAGGCGGCCUUUAUCGAGGAGACGCUCAUCAACAACAGCGCAUUGGCCCACUGGUGACGACAUUCAUCAGCUGCUUUUGGAGGCUGCCGUUUGCACCUGUUUGCGCGUGCCUAAUCUCUUGAAAUGCUGGUUUAAUUCUUG
Messenger RNA from Pollicipes pollicipes, 1209 nucleotides. Its product is annotated as eukaryotic translation initiation factor 1A, X-chromosomal. Gene Ontology annotation, biological process: translational initiation. The transcript is spliced from 4 exons. The record is from RefSeq and is a predicted model, not a curated record. NCBI's taxonomy places the organism in Eukaryota, Metazoa, Arthropoda, Thecostraca, Pollicipedomorpha, Pollicipedidae. Gene Ontology annotation, molecular function: translation initiation factor activity; RNA binding. Bases 238 to 687 code for a protein of 149 amino acids.